Messenger RNA from Exophiala dermatitidis NIH/UT8656, 1668 nucleotides. RefSeq lists its product as uncharacterized. Lineage: Eukaryota; Fungi; Ascomycota; Eurotiomycetes; Chaetothyriales; Herpotrichiellaceae. Gene Ontology annotation, cellular component: RNA polymerase III complex. Gene Ontology annotation, biological process: transcription by RNA polymerase III. Bases 1 to 1668 code for a protein of 555 amino acids. The record is from RefSeq and is a predicted model, not a curated record. The transcript has a single exon. Gene Ontology annotation, molecular function: DNA binding.
AUGCCCGACCCCCCAGCAGGUCAGCCUGCGAAGCCUGCAGCUGCUGGAGCGAAACCGACGACGACGGGGCCGAAACCGAAACCACGCGCAGGCGUGGUGCGCAAGACCAAAGCGGAACGGGAGCAAUUUGCCAAAGAAGAGGCGGAGCGACAGAAGGCCCGGCUUGCGGAAGAAGCGGCAAAGAAUGCCCGAGGAGGCGCGCGCGGCGGUCGCGGUGGCGCCGCAGGUCGUGGAGGCAGAGGAGGCGCCGCGGGCGGUGAAAGAGCCAGAGAAGGGCCCGUCAGUGUUGGCAGUGGCGUGUUCGGCGCAGGCAGUGGAUUGAGGCCCGGUGCCAGAUCGCGCAUGCAGGUCGAAGGGCACAGCGAGAUGCUGGAUGGACAGCCAGGAUUCAAAUAUGACGAGUCUCAAUCGGGAAUGUUGGCAGGUGGUUCUUCUGGCGGUGGUGGUGGUGGUGGAACACGAAGCGGGGGCGGCGAAGGAUUUGGGGAGGACGAUGAACUGGACGAGCCGAAGCGAGAUAUUGAGAGGAUUUGGAUCUCUUCGGGCGAAGAGGAGGAAGAAGAAGAUGCAGUAGUGGCUGAUGAUGGUGAUGAUAUCCAUAAAGGCAAAGGAAAUCAAAAACAAAAACAACGCAGACGAACUCAUCGGCCGCCUACCGGUCUCAGACCCGUCCGGGCGCCUCAUGCAAGGAGAGAAAGCGAAGAAGAGGCGGCAGCAGCAAAGAAAAAAGCAGCAGGCACAACAGCUGCUCGCUCAACGACCGAAAAGAGAAAACCUUCUGUUACUAUCAAAAAGAGAGCCUCUGAUGCACAGGACCAGGCCGUGGCGGAUGAUCAUGAAGGCGCAAUGGAUGUGGAUCGAGAUCCAGACGUUGCUGUGGAGGAUGAUCCAGUGUUCGUCAAAGAGCAGCCAUCAAGUCCCGAGAUGAGGAGACGCAGUUUGAGAAAAGCAUCCUCGUCCACAAAGGCCAGAGAUGCCCGGCUGGCCAUUGAGACGAUUGAAGAAAAGGCCGAACGACUACGAGUCGCAGACGACGCGGACAAACUGCGUGAAUUCUUGCUGGCUGCUCCACAGAUUACAGAAGACGAAAACGUCGAUGAAGAACAGAUCCUCGAAGAUGGGAAAUUGUUCUUGUUCCAAUUGCCGCCGAUGACUCCCUAUCUACUCGACGCCGACCUGGUUGCCCAACAGGAAUCUGUCGCCGUCAAAGCAGAACCGAAUAUCGACGCCACUGUUUCUACGGGUGGUGGUGGUGCAGAAGUCAAGAAAGACCCCGAGACCGGUGAUGUCAGUGGUGCUGCGAAACCCAACCUCGAAACAGAAGGCUUGUUGACGGCGUCGGAGCCUACUCGUCUCCCGUCCGGUCUGGUGGGCAAACUCCGCGUCCAUAAAUCGGGUAAAGUCUCGCUCGACUGGGGCGGCACUGAUAUGGAAGUUCGGUACGGGGCAGAAGUCGAUUUCUUACAGGACGUGGUCAUGGUCACCCCGCCAAUCAAGACGGAAGAGAACGAGGAACAGAAUCAGGUUCCAGACUUGUUGAAUCCCGAUCAAGACGCAAACCAAACCACAGCCAAAGACAAGGAUAAAGGCGCCGGCAAGGCAUAUGCUUUGGGACAGGUCCGGAGGAAGAUGGUCUUGAUUCCGGACUGGGAGAAACUGUAUGCGUAA